Messenger RNA from Colletotrichum abscissum, 873 nucleotides. RefSeq names its product eukaryotic translation initiation factor 3 subunit K. The annotation marks the transcript as partial. The record is from RefSeq and is a predicted model, not a curated record. Gene Ontology annotation, cellular component: cytoplasm; eukaryotic translation initiation factor 3 complex. The transcript is spliced from 2 exons. Gene Ontology annotation, biological process: regulation of translational initiation. Gene Ontology annotation, molecular function: translation initiation factor activity; ribosome binding. Lineage: Eukaryota; Fungi; Ascomycota; Sordariomycetes; Glomerellales; Glomerellaceae.
GACUUCCACACAACAACACACUCGAACUUUUGGAAAUCUUUCGCCAGGGCGGCCCAAGCCCCACCAGCGGCACCGAUUUCUUCCUUCCCCUCCACGAUACCUCUCCUAACCCGCCGAACCUCGAAAACCACCCUCUCACACCCCCCCACGCCGCACAUAAAACCAGCAAUCAUGUUGAACGGCGAAGAUCCGCCCGAGCGGCCCGACUACAUUGUCAACAUCAUCAAUGGCCUCGAGCGGUACAACCCUGAGGCUGUCGUCAACCUCGAGUCCUACCUGCAGGAGCAGUGCGAGCAGAAGUACUGCGACUGCAAUGCGAACCGGACACUCCUGAAGCUGUACCAGCUCAACCCCGACCGUCUCAAGGAUGAGGUCGUCACCAACAUCCUCGUCAAGGCCAUGACCCAGUUCCCCUCGCCGCAGUUCACCCUCGCCCUGCACCUCAUCAACCCCUCCACCAUCGCCCAGGGCGAGCUCCAUGAGGCCGUCGCCAAGCUGCGCACCCUCAACAGCCAGCUCGAGGGCUCCCAGUACGCCCGCUUCUGGAACACCAUUGACGGCGAUGACCUCUGCGCCGACCUCAUUGCCGACAUCUCAGGCUUCGAGGACCUCAUCCGCAGCAACAUUGCCAACUCGAUCGCCCAGGCCUUCCGCGAGGUCAGCCUGUCCCAGCUCGAGUCGUGGCUCGGCCUCGACGGCGACGCCACCGCAAAGUUCGUCACCGAGGUUGCCGGCUGGACCGUUGGCGACAAUGGCGUCGUUACCAUCCCCAAGAACGCCGAGAACGAGGCCAAGAAGUCUGAGAUCAGGGAGGACGUCAACGUCGACAUGUUCUCGAGGAUUCUUCGCAGAUCAUGGGAGGAGACUGCGUAA